AUGGAGUUUGCAUCACCCUCCUCGGUGUACUCAGUCACAGGUGGAAGAAGUCAGUCCGUCUAUGCCACCCAUAUUGCUCAAUCCACAAAAAUGGGAGGUAACAAUGCAAAAACAACCCUAUCGUCGGGAAUGAACACUCACCUAAGGUCUCCCCUUAAUGCUGGAACCCUUCAUUCUGUGUACGGAACUCCCUAUUCAUCUCGUGGUGGUUUUGAUGACGAAGACCUAUGCUCACCUCAACUUCCAAUCUCUUCGGAGAAGAAAUCAACAUGCGUUUCGCCCAAAAUGAAGUAUACUUUGGACAAAGAAAACAAACCUCCCUCCAAAACCACUCUUUCUCAUAACAAUGAAAAAGGAAAGUUAGAUUAUGAGAUUGCUUGGAGAGAUGAAAAGAUUAAAUUGUUGGAACAGGAACGAUGUAAUCUGAAUUCUAAAAUUGAAGAUUAUGCAAAACAAAAUUUAAAUUUGAGAGAAGAAUUACGAAAAUUGCAAACGAACACACCCAAUUCUGCUGACGAGUUAAUACAAAUGCGACAUGAACGAGAUUCGAUCCAAGAAUAUGCUGAACAAAUAAGGCAACAAAAAAACAAUUUACAAGAACAGCUCAACCUGAUCAAGCAAGGAAGCAGCACUGUUGAAAAGGAAUUAGAAAGAAGAGGUCAUGUUGUUCAAACGCAAGAAAACCAAAUUAAGGAAAUGUCAACACAGCUCGAGUACUAUCGACAUCUGUCGGAGCAACUUCAAGCGGAAAAAGAAAAAAUGCAACAAGACAUGAUAGAAUCACAAACAAGCUUACAAACCAAGAUUGCAGAAUAUGAAGAACUAAAUGGAGUUCAGGAAGAGUUAUUGAGAGCGAUAACAGAAGAAAAAAAGAAGGCGUCAGAUCUGAUAAAGUCACAAGCAAGUGACAAGUCACAAAUUGAAAAACUGAAGAAGGAAAAUGAAAGAUUGGAACUAUUAGUGGAUAAGUUGCAGUCUGACAUGAAAAGAGACCAUCAAGAAAUCUAUAAUCAAAAAAUUCUUUUUAAUUCAACGAUUGAAGAUACCCAGAGGAAGCUGCAGGAUGAGAUUGCUAAAGUAAACAAGAUGUAUGAAGAAGCACGAAAAGAGAUUGAAAUGAAAGACAGUAUCCUCUCUAGCCAACAACAGGCAAGUCAACAGAAAAUCUUGUCUCUAACCGAUCAAAUACGGGAUCAAAUGGAUAAAUAUGAUAGAAACAUCACUUUGCUCAAACAGGAGGAAAGCAACGAGAAAAAGAGACAUAAUACACAAGUUUCUAAACUUAAAAAGGAAUUACACUCAAGUAUGGAAAUGAUCAAGAUGCUCAAGGAAGCCAACAAAAAUUUGGAAGACAACUUCAAUCAACACCAAAAAAUCAUACAAGCUUUGGAAGAGAGGUUGGAAAAGGAGAAACAAGAAAAAGAAGAGCUCAACGAGAAUUUGGAUAUCCUCAAAAACAAACUGCCAAAAAUGUUGCACCUUCUUGAGGAGUAA
Messenger RNA from Naegleria lovaniensis, 1494 nucleotides. RefSeq lists its product as uncharacterized. NCBI's taxonomy places the organism in Eukaryota, Heterolobosea, Eutetramitea, Acrasida, Naegleriidae. The record is from RefSeq and is a predicted model, not a curated record. The transcript has a single exon. The coding region runs from base 1 to 1494 and encodes 497 amino acids.